This is a messenger RNA of Colletotrichum destructivum, 2253 nucleotides long. RefSeq lists its product as uncharacterized. The coding region runs from base 1430 to 1741 and encodes 103 amino acids. The record is from RefSeq and is a predicted model, not a curated record. The transcript has a single exon. Lineage: Eukaryota; Fungi; Ascomycota; Sordariomycetes; Glomerellales; Glomerellaceae.
CCCCCAGUACCCACCACGGGCGGCUACACUAGAAAGAAGUCGGUCUCCAGCCCCGGACAGGUCCCAUUUCUCGACUACCGGCCAAGACCAAGAGACCAUUCACGCUCCCCGAACUCAAGGUUGAUCCUUAUCGAGCGACGCGCCAGGCGCCAAAAUUAGCGCAGCCGACAACCUGCUCCAAGACAUACACGCAGUUUCCCUUUCCGGAAGCCCAGCUCCUCGCAUUCUGCACAGGUUUUCUCCUUGCCUCGCGCGAACAUAUGCGCCGCGCCUCGUGUUCAAGCUUCGGCUGAGUGUACACCUGCUUGACGGCAUCGAACCCCCCCACGAUGUCGCUUACGCCCAGGCAUCAGUAACCACCCCCCCGACGACCUGUGACAUCAUGUCAUCUGCAUAGCUGUUCCUAAAUCACGGAUGGCUGUAGAUAUGCAGGUACCAUACCUGAACUCGGGCUGCGGCGAGCCUCGCCCAUGUGCUAAGCGACCGACCAGGCCGGCAUGCCUUGCUUGAGGAACUUGUGACCGUCUUAGCUCAGCCGUGCUGCAACCUCGAGACUCAGACCCCAAACCGUGAGCUGAACGGUAGUAGCAACGUCGAAUCUCGUGUUCCAAAAUAACGGGCGACAACGGAUGGCCCCGAGAAGGCAACAAGUGCUGUGCCUCAAUCGUCCACGGCCGUAAGGUGAUGUACCGUUUCUUCGCCAUUCGAAUCAGUUGACAACCCCGAGUUCGAGCGGAGGUGACCUGGAAUGACACUGUCAUGAUCGAACAUGGUGGAGAUAGCAACGGGUGUUGCCUAAUCUCUUGCCAAGAUGAUAGUCACUACAGCUUCCAACAGAGAGGGGCUAGGUUGUGGCCGCAUACACCCCACCCCGCCCCGGGAAGCAAGGUCUCGGAAUCCUCCAACCUUUACCCGCAUAGCUUCCUUGGAACAGCCAUACAACAACCUCCAAGUCUCUUCAACUCGACGCCACUCCGCGAGACCCGAUUCUUGACCUAGGCCCGGACUGCAACCCGUGCCGUACAGUGUACAGUACCGACAGGCGGAGCCGAUGCGCUUAGUCUCCAGGCAACCGUCUUCCGGGAGUUGCUGCGAGCUCUUACAGACAUCGCCACCAAACCACAGCCGUCCUCGAUGGGGUCAUGUCUUCUGUCAAGCCGACCCCACGGCCCAUCGGUGCAAGAUUUCAGCCUCUCGCCGCGCCCGAGAGGCCUGGACGGGCCCGCUCGUCGAGGAAUGAAGCUGCCAAUGCCAACAUGAAACAAGUUGCUGACCCCCAGGGAAGCCAGGAAACCGACUGGAUCAAGUGGGACCUUGGUCAGGUUGAUGAGACCCUACACCAACGAGACUUGUUAGGCUUUCUUCAAAGGUCGAGCUCCUUCACGCCACACACAAACACACAUACAUCGUACACACGCCCCCCUCCUUGAUGGAAGCAGGUCCAGCCCUGGAAGUGGACCCCCCUCAAGGCAGGCAGACGGCUCCAACACCAGAAUUGGGCCGCGGUACGGCAAUGACGAGAUCUGACCCGCGUGAUCAAGGCGAACGAAGGAAUCGAGAUAAAGCUUCUGGGGGGGCCAGCACGGAGCGGUUCCUGCCUGUUGCGCCAGACUCGUGGGGCGCGGGGUGGGAAGGAUGCGGGAUGAAGCAAGGGGCAGCCAACGACCGCGACGGCUUCUUUGAGCCGGGUCUAUCCCUGGAGUCCUCUGUUCUCGCUCUAUCCGGUCUUGUGAUGCGAUGAGGCGAUGGUGAUGCCCCCCCUUCCCCUUCCCCCUCUUGCCAAUGUAGGUCCCGAGUCCGAUGGGGGGAGAGAUUGUUAUCGCGGGUACGGCCGUAAAGGGAAAGCCGCGCUCGACAAACCAACGGGUGGCGGGCGGCGCCCCCAACCGUCAAGAGAUGAGAGAUCGUUGUUGUUGUUGUUCUUUGGGGUUGUCCGUUGCCGGACGGGUAUCAUUCACUCCGACGCCCGUCCACACCUAUUCGCUGCUCGACCGUCGUCGUUAUUCGGCCGUGUCCCUGUGAUGGACGGGUACCAUCAGCUCGCCCUCGCCGACGGCGUCGCAACCUCCUGCUGCAAAAGAAACCGCUCUUCAGACGACAUCCAUCGGCCCGCCCUGCGUGUAGGACAUUGGGGAGAGCUCUCUCGCCCGCGGGCGCGCAGCAAGUGCGUCCGUUCGUCAACACGACAUGUCCAUAUCACAAAUGUUUACUUGCAUUCGAACCCCUUUGGCAAUUUAAAUUGGCUUUUCUCUC